CUGUACAUGUCACUACUGAUCACGUGCCUGGCGGGAACGAAAACUCUUCCCUGAGCAGCCCGGGGUCCCACCAGGACGUGUGUGUGUGUGAAAGAGUGUGUUGUAUGGGCUGAUUGGCGUGUGGAAGCUGGGUGCCAUGUGGUGGUUCAUGCAAGGCUUGUGCUUCCUGCCCGUCUUUCUGGUCGUGUGGUCCUCCAGCACCUUCAUCGUGUCCUACAUUACUGCGGUCUUCAGACGCGACGUGGACGUGUUGUUCCCCUACAUAAGUGACACAGCUGCAUACCCUCCAGAGAGCUGCAUAUUUGGCUUGAUGACAUUUGUUUCGGCAUGUGCAGGCACGGCCACGAUCUACGCCAGAUUCAAGUAUGUGGAAAAGCUGAGCGAGGAAACUAGGGUGGUGAGUCCAUGUCUGAAUAGGACGACACUGGUGCUGGGAAUGCUCUCCUGCUUGGGAAUGUGCAUCGUGGCCACGUUCCAGGAGACGACAGUGAUGGUGGUCCAUGACAUGGGAGCUUUGCUCUUCUUCAUCUCGGGUGUCCUCUACAUCAUCCUCCAGUGCGUCGUCUCAUAUCACGCCUUCCCGUACGGAUCCUCCAUGAGCGUGUGUCGAGCACGGCUGGCUGUGGCGGUCAUCGCCUCUUUGGCCUUCUUCCCAAUCUCGUGCAUCGUCUCGUCUCGUGACGCCCCUAGUAGCCAUACAUUCAGUGUUUUCCUUACACGGACAAACCAAGCCGUCAUUUGUGCCUUUUUCGUGAAACAAACGGACCAAAUGGACCUGCACAGGAACACAGGAAGCAAGGACUACCCCUUCCAUGUGGCCAGCGCCGUGUGCGAGUGGAUCGUGGCCUUCAGCUUCAUCUGCUUCUUCCUCACCUACAUCGAUGACUUUAAAAUGUUUACAUUGCGAGUGAGGACCGAGCUGGAGUCCUGAUAGGACUCUUCCUACACAAGACCUCAUGAUCUUAUCUAUUUUCUGUAUGACAACCACUUGCUGUAUCAUUUCACACGGUGCUGCGCCGACGGCCGCCUACGCUCACUUAGUGACUCCUGCACUUUGCUCCGCUCUUGCGACACCAGCAGCGUGACACAUCUCGUCAAAUACGAGAAGUUAUGAAGUGGACACCUGAUGCGGGAGCGCGUGACGCCUUUUUUCCCCCCACAUUUCACUGACUUUUUCAGACGUAAUGUGUUAUGUAGCCACCAAAUAUCACACAGUGUUAUCUAUCACGGGCUGAAAGGUACUUGGUAAAUAAGAAAAGCAUUUAUAUGAGUUCUACCUGCCAGUGUUUCCCAUACAUUAAUUUAUUUGUGGUUUAUUUGGAACGCCUCAAAUAAAUUUGGCGCUACCUGUUCGUCCUCGCUCAUAUUAUAACGCAUUAUAACGGGACUAGCCGUGACUGUAGCUUGUCGUUGCACUGCCGUACAGUAGAUGGCGUCAUAACUCUGCUUCUUAAUACACCAUAUGCGCCUCGUUUGGUUAUUUUUUCAAAGCGGCUGGUCCCUUUGGGUACGCUUGGAGAAACAAGCCCACAGGUGGCUCCGUCUUGCUUGUGACAUGAAAAAACAACAUAUUUGUUUUGCUUGCGUCCAUAAAAAUGACAUGCACAUGCGUCACCGCCAAUUAUUCAAAGUAGAUGAUGAAGUCCAAUUGCCACAAAUAGAUUGCAGUCCUGUGGGAAACACUGACAUCACUCUUAUGUCGUAUUGGACUGAUAACCAAACACUGCCAAGCUUGACAAUAAAGACACUUUUGACAUGUUUUUUAAAAAA
Dunckerocampus dactyliophorus (ringed pipefish) is the source of this 1770-nucleotide messenger RNA. RefSeq names its product DNA-damage regulated autophagy modulator 1 (gene dram1). The record is from RefSeq and is a predicted model, not a curated record. Gene Ontology annotation, biological process: regulation of autophagy. The coding region runs from base 137 to 931 and encodes 264 amino acids. The transcript has 7 exons. Gene Ontology annotation, cellular component: lysosome. NCBI's taxonomy places the organism in Eukaryota, Metazoa, Chordata, Actinopteri, Syngnathiformes, Syngnathidae.